AAUACAUUACCCUAUGUGUAUGCAAAGACACAUAAGGGAGAUUUCCCCUCAUCUCUUUUACUAUUUCAUAUGGUAUCUAGAGCUUAGGUUCUAUUCCAGUCGUCUCCGGUACUCAUCACUGUCGCAACCGCCGCCGUAGCCGCCGUCGCCGUCGCCGCCAUCGUCGCCGGCACCGUCGCCAGAGUUUCAGAAUCGACCGGCGACCACUCCAUAUGGAUCGUCUCGGCCGGGCGACCACCGUGGUCCAAAGAUCGCGGUGAUCGGAGCUCUCACGCGCCUCCACACGCCGAUGCAAAGCUCGCAGAUCCGCCACUUCCCGCCGCGCAUGCCGGCGCGUCGCCGGAGGGUUCCGCCGCCGACCAGCACCGCCGUGAUCGCCUCCUCGCCCUCUUUCCGGAUCUGUUGUCGUUGCAUCAAUCGGAGCACUUUGGUUUUUUUUAGGGUUUCUCCCUCUCCAUGGNGUCUUCUUCGUCAACAACCACCUCCUCUGCUGGUGUCUCCUCGUCUGAUUCCCCAAUAUAUACUAAUUUUGUGAAUGUUCACUUGUCCAUUGACAAGUUAGAUGGAACCAAUUAUGCAACAUGGGCAUCCGAGAUCAAACUUUGGUUAAAAAGUCAGGGGUAUGUAGAUCACCUCACUAAUAAUGUGACUAGUGUUNCCACAGAUGACGCUUCCCGCUGGAUGAAAAUUGAUGCCCAAUUAUGCAUCGUCAUGAAGUCCACCAUUCACUCCUCUUUGAAGCAAAUGUUUCGAUCCUAUGAAACAUGUUCAGAAGUAUGGGCACAAGCAAAACUAUUAUAUACAAAUGACACCCAGCGUCUUUAUGGUGUCUGUCAGGACCUAUUGAUUGUUAUUGGUCCGCGUAGUCCUGGUCCCAUGGCGGAGUAUUUGGGUAAAGUUCAUGCCCUCCUGCAUGACUUUAAUGAGCUAUUACCUCCUGCUUCCACUCCUGCUGAAGAACUAGAACAACGAUCAAAGUUCUUCAUGUUGUUGGCUUUAUACGGACUCUCUGAUGAUUCCUCCCAUGUUCGUGAUCAGAUUUUGGGUUUUCCUGUCAUACCCAACUUUACUUCUACUUGUUCUGCUCUUUUGCGUAUUCCGAGCAAACCAGUCGUUGAGACAUUUCAUAUUGAUGAUUCCUCGGCUAUGGCUGCCCAACGGGAUGAUCGAAGUCGGACUCGCAAGCCAGGUAGAGGACGACCAAAAUGUGACCACUGUGGCAAACUAGGCCACAGAAUUGAUAGAUGUUAUGUGCGCUUCAUGGACGUCCUCCUCGAUCUGUAGCAAUGGCGAAUUCUGGUCCACCACCUC
Messenger RNA from Vigna radiata var. radiata (mung bean), 1311 nucleotides. RefSeq lists its product as uncharacterized. NCBI's taxonomy places the organism in Eukaryota, Viridiplantae, Streptophyta, Magnoliopsida, Fabales, Fabaceae. Bases 457 to 1284 code for a protein of 275 amino acids. The record is from RefSeq and is a predicted model, not a curated record. The transcript has a single exon.